This is a messenger RNA of Carassius gibelio (silver crucian carp), 2392 nucleotides long. Its product is annotated as NLR family CARD domain-containing protein 3. Bases 149 to 2371 code for a protein of 740 amino acids. NCBI's taxonomy places the organism in Eukaryota, Metazoa, Chordata, Actinopteri, Cypriniformes, Cyprinidae. The transcript is spliced from 7 exons. The record is from RefSeq and is a predicted model, not a curated record.
UUAAACAGCCAGAAUCUGAUACAGAAUAUUAUACGGAUUCUAAAUGUGUUUCGUAGGAAGCUUUAUCAAAGAUAAGCCAAGAAAUUACGCGUAGAAGCCGGUGGAGUUUGUGAAUGAGUCAGUGCUCGACAUCAGAUUCUGUUUCAUCAUGGAUGACACACAAACAUCCACAGAUGAAGAUUUGUCUCCAGGAUGCAGUUCAGUUGACCAGGAGAGAUCAGAAGCAGAGUCCAGCUGUGUGUCUCUGAGGAGUGAUGCGUCUAUGGAUCAUCCAAAGAAUUUUAAGAGGGGAUAUACACAGAAUGAUCUCUGUUCCGUUCAUCAGAAGAGAUCAAAGUCCAGCUGUGUGUCUAUGAGGAGUGAGACAUCUAUGGAUCAAACAUUAGAAUAUAAGAGUGAAGAUACAAAGACUGAUCCCAGCUAUGAAGUCCUGAACAAGUUUAGAUCAAAUUUGAAGCAGAAGUUUGAGCAUCUGUAUGAGGGAACAGGGAUGCAGGGAAACCCAACACUCCUGAAUGAGAUCUACACAGAGCUCUACAUCACAGAGAGUGAGAGUGGAGAGAUCAGUAAUGAGCAUGAGGUGAGACAGAUCGAGACACAAUCCAGGAGAGCAGCAACAGAGGACACAGCCAUCAAAUGCAAUGACAUCUUUAGACCUUUACCUGGACAAGACAAAGCCAUCAGAACUGUGCUGACAAAGGGAGUCGCUGGCAUUGGAAAAACAGUCUCUGUGCAGAAGUUCAUCCUUGACUGGGCUGAAGGGAAAGAGAAUCAGGACGUCCAGCUCAUAUUUCCACUUCCUUUCAGAGAAAUCAAUAUGAUGAAGAACAAAUCACUCAGUCUUUCAGAUCUUCUUCAUGUCUUCUUCCCUGAAACUAAAGAAAUGGAAAUAUCCAGUGAUGAAUAUAAAGUAUUGUUCAUCUUUGAUGGUCUGGAUGAGUGUCGUCUGUCUCUGGACUUUAAGAGCAAAGUGAAACUGUGUAAUAUAUCUGAAUCAGCCUCAGUGGACGAGCUGCUGAUGAACCUCAUUGUGGGGAAUCUGCUUCCCUCUGCUCUCAUCUGGAUCACCUCCAGACCAGCAGCAGCUGAUCUCGUCCCCUCUAGGUGUAUACAUCGAGUUACAGAGGUACGAGGCUUCAAUGAGCCACAGAAGGAGGAAUACUUCAGGAAGAGACUCAGUGAUCAGAGUUUGGCCGACAGGAUCAUCUCACACCUGAAGUCAUCAAGGAGCCUUUACAUCAUGUGCCACAUCCCAGUGUUCUGCUGGAUCUCAGCCGCUGUUCUGGAGAAGAUGUUGAGUCGAGCAGAGAGUGGAGAGAUUCCCAAGACUCUCACUCAGAUGUACACACACUUCCUGAUCCUUCAGACCAACAUCAAACAUGAGAAGGACUAUGAGAAGAAGGUGACAGAUGAAGACAUGAUCCUCAAACUGGGGAAAGUGGCUUUUGAGCAGCUUGUGAAAGGAAACCUGAUCUUCUACGAGGAAGACCUGAGAGAGUGUGGCAUUGAUGUGACAGAAGCAUCAGUGUACUCAGGAUUGUGCACUCAGAUCUUCAGAGAGGAGUUGGGCUUGUAUCAGGGAAAAGUCUUCAGCUUUGUUCAUCUGAGCAUUCAGGAACAUCUAGCAGCUCUAUAUGCGCACCUCUCCUGUACAAACAACAACAGAAAUGUGUUGAAGCCAAUCACCAAACAGUCUAAAGUAAAAGACUCAAUUCGACUUUCAUUAUCUGUGCUGCAUCAGAGAGCUGUGAAUGAGGCUCUGAAGAGUAAGAAUGGACAUCUGGAUCUUUUCCUGCGGUUCCUUCUGGGUUUGUCAGUGGAGUCUCAUCAGAUUCUCCUGCAAAAAAUAAUGAAGCUGAAAAGAAUCAGCUCUGACAGCUAUGAGAAAACAGUUGAGUACAUCAAGAUAAGGAUCAGGUUCAAUAACUCUCCAGAGAAAUCCAUCAAUCUGUUCCACUGUCUGAAUGAACUAGGUGAUCAUUCACUAGUGCAGGAAAUACAACAGUAUCUGAAAUCUGGAAGAAUAAAGGAGGCCAAACUCUCUUCAUCUCAGUGGUCAGCUGUAGUUUUUGUGUUGUUGACAUCAGAAGAAAAGCUGGACGUGUUUGAUAUUAAUGAAUUUCUAGGAGAAAACAAUAAAGCUGAAAAACUGAAUGUUCUUCAGUAUCUGCUGCCUGUGAUUAAAGUUCAUUUGAUUCAUUGUGGCAUCACAGAUAAAGAUUGUGCUGCUUUGACUCCAGUUCUGAGAUCAAACCCUUCACAGAUGAGAAAUCUGGAUCUGUCUAAUAAAGCAAUCAGAGAUUCAGGAGUGAAGCUUCUCUCUGUUGUACUGGAGGAUCCUCGAUGUAAACUGGAGACACUGAGUGAUUAACAAACAUGACUAAUGAAGAUC